AUGUCCCAUCCUUCCAUCUCUGCAAUGAUGUUGGCGGACUCAAUAUCUGACGAGAUGAAUUUGGACAUGUCCGACAUCGCUAGCAUUUUUGAAUACGCUUCCUCCCGUCUAUCGGCUAUCCGGACCGAGCUGGAGACUUCACAUGUCAGCUUGACGCCAAGAACCUGCCGCAUCAUCGGCAAAUACUUGAACUGGGAAGGAGAGUCCUUUACUCUGCCGUGGAUGUCCUUUUGUGCCGGGUUGUCCAUCAGCCCACCGCUGUCGAGGAAUCUCCGAUUCUUCGUCGGCGUGCUGUCCAUGAAACAGGUCGGACUUAUCACCAAUUACGAGGAGACAUAUUGGACACCAUGGUGGAUGGAGUUAGCUAACCUGAAGUCCGACCAGGACUUCUUCAACACUUAUCCAAAUUGUGUUCAGGUUCAGCAAAUAAUCGGCGAACAUUUCAAGCAAUUGCCGGAGGGAAGGAUUCUGAUCACCCCGGCUAUGUUCGCUCACCCGAUGUCCACGCCGGUUGUGCAGCAACUGUCAACCAUCCACGCCGAGGUGCUGCAUGAAGGCCAACUCAUUGUCAAGAUGCUGGAAGACAAAGUAGUUGAGGCCAAAAUGGUAGCCGCCACCAUGCUUCGCAUGGACACCGCAUUGGGACAGGACGUCGUUAAUGCCAUCGCCACCACCGAAAAGUUGAUGAAGUAUUUAAAGCGGGAGGGGGCCCAAUGA
Messenger RNA from Suillus plorans, 717 nucleotides. RefSeq lists its product as uncharacterized. The record is from RefSeq and is a predicted model, not a curated record. The transcript is spliced from 4 exons. NCBI's taxonomy places the organism in Eukaryota, Fungi, Basidiomycota, Agaricomycetes, Boletales, Suillaceae. Bases 1 to 717 code for a protein of 238 amino acids.